AUGGAGGGUAAACUGCUCACAGGAGGUGAGGACUAUGAAAAAGUCAACCCCAAGGAUUAUCUGACCACCUACUAUGCGUUUGACUCAGGCACCGUGGCUGAAAACAAAAUCCUAAAGUUUAACCUGGAGAAACUCUUCCAGACCUUCUGGAAAGGAGGCAUGGGGGGUGACCUCCUGAUCAACAUUGGCUCAAGCCCCACUGUCUACCAGUUGCUUUCCGCACGUGAAGCUUUCCAAGAGAUCAUUGCCACAGACUACACUUCCAAGGACCUGCAAGAGCUACAGAAAUGGCUGAAUAAUGACCCAGGGGCCCAUGACUAGUCCCCUGCCAUGCAGUAUGUGUGUGCACUGGAGGGAGACAGAAGCAAGUGGCAAGACAAGGAAGCUAAGCCUAGGACAGUCACCCAUGUGCUGAAGUGUGACCUGAACAAGAACCCCCCACUGGGAUCAGUUCAGAUGCUGCCAGCCGACUGUGUUCUAAGGCUUCUGGCCCUGUAUUAUGCCUGUCCCAAUGUGGAUGCCUACCAGGAAGCCCCGUGCAGCCUUGCUAGCUUGCUGAAGCCAGCCUCACCAGGUAAAGAAACCUGCCUGAAGACCUCCCAACAGGCAGGUGCUUUCUGAAGCCUGGAC
Nannospalax galili (Upper Galilee mountains blind mole rat) is the source of this 630-nucleotide messenger RNA. RefSeq names its product indolethylamine N-methyltransferase (gene Inmt). Gene Ontology annotation, molecular function: amine N-methyltransferase activity; N-methyltransferase activity. The record is from RefSeq and is a predicted model, not a curated record. Gene Ontology annotation, cellular component: cytosol. Lineage: Eukaryota; Metazoa; Chordata; Mammalia; Rodentia; Spalacidae.